GCAAGAAAGACUGUCCCACAUUUACAAAGAAACAAAUGGUCAAUUUGACCCGCAACAUAACAGGAGGGUUAAAUGUAGUUGACACUACAAAGGGUUGCAUUUUGGGUAACUGAGUUUAUUCUGUGUUUAUCUCCCGCAGUAGACGUGUUUAGGUUCGCCACUGCUAUAUACACCCUUUUGCACUGAAGCACGCAAGAUGGACUCCAGCCUGUUACCUUACUUAGAUAUUGUACAACAAAUGAUGCAUAGUGGCUGUAGUGAUGUGGACAUAAAAAAACACUUGCUAUUUGAAUGUGGCUUGCGUAGAGGAACGUCCGUGGCCAAUAUUCGGAAGUUUUGUAAAGACCACGGGUUAAAAAGACAGCGAGUGACGGACCAACAACUUGAAGCUGCAGUCUCCAAUGCAAUAACACAGGGUGGUCCUACCUAUGGCAGGAAAAUGAUGACUGGGAGUCUUGCAGCUGCAGGUGUCUUCGCAUCAGAGGGUCGUGUUGGAGCUGUUUUGCGCAACAUUCACCCACCUUACCAUAAGGCACGAUGCCAGGGAGCAAGGAACCUCAACCCUGUUCCUUACCAUGCAGCCUAUGUGGGUCACAAAAUCCACAUGGACCAAAAUGAGAAGAUUGUCAUGUUUGGCGUGACUCAUGUGCUGGCAAUAGAUGGCUUCUGCAGCAAAAUUGUUGGACAAGCUACUAUGCCUGUAAAGAACAACCUCACCAUCUACAAUGAUGUUUACAGGAGUGCAGUAAUGGAAUAUGGGAUGUGGGACCAGGUCAGAGUGGAUCAUGGAAAGGAGUUCUACCUCACUCUUUUCAUGCAGGAGAAGUUGGCCAGCCACCGCCACAACACUGAAAGGCCACCAUAUCUCCAAACACCAUCGACAAAGAAUCACAGAAUCGAGAGAAUCUGGCCAGAAAUUAACAACCGAGUUAACUACCCAUUGAAAGCUGCAUUGGUCGAACUGGUGGAUCAGGAGGAGCUGGACAUGGAGGACCAGAUGACUCGGUUCUGUGUGUCAUCUUUGACAUGCCAGUUGGCCCAGAUCGGUGUUAACCGAACUGUGCAAGCAUGGAAUGCACACAGGAUUCCUGGGAGGGGGAUCCCAAAUGACUUGGCCAGAGAUGGAUGCCCAAAUAAGCUGUCGACAGACCUUUUGCCAAAUGCAUCUGUGGCUGCAGACUGGUACGACCAGGAAGUGGGCUCACUGACAGAGUGUCAGACUUUGGCACCAACCCGUUUCCAAGUUCACAGGACCAGGAAGCUGCAGUGAGGGGAUUUGCUCUGCAGUGCCCUGAUACAAGUGGACUGCUGGACAAUGCAGUGAAUAAUCUGCCACAACCGUUCAAAGAUGGACUCAAAGGCCUCAUCGACAUCUCAAGGAGAAAUUGUCAACGCUGAUGUUUUUUUGUGUGUCCAAAUUGUUAUUGUCUGUGCUUUUUAUUUGGUUCAACUGAAGGGGAUGUUUUUUUCUUUUCUUCAAAUGUUGGGGGUUUAAAGGGAGAAAUAUGUUCUUUUUGAAUAAACACUUAUGUCUUCAAAGUC
Messenger RNA from Pseudoliparis swirei, 1542 nucleotides. RefSeq lists its product as uncharacterized. Lineage: Eukaryota; Metazoa; Chordata; Actinopteri; Perciformes; Liparidae. The record is from RefSeq and is a predicted model, not a curated record. The coding region runs from base 197 to 1270 and encodes 357 amino acids. The transcript has 6 exons.